AUGGGAAGGCAGACUCGAAGAAAAGGCGCUGCCAAUAUUUUGGCUUGCCAGAAGAAGAUUAGUUGUGGCCAUUACUCGGCUGCAAUACGAGUGAUUUCUUCAUCAGGGGUAGAUCCUCGCAAUGAGAGUACUUAUCUUGACUUGCAAGAUAAGUAUCCAUCGGCUCCUCCCCCCGUUGUUCCUUCGGAUGCUGUGACAGUUGUUCCAAUUACGGUAGAUUCACGGGCUGUCUUGGGAGCUAUUAAGAGCUUCCAAAAGGAUGCAGUGGCGGAUAAUUUACUCACUUCGAUUACUGGGGUAGUCAAUCUUUGGUUGGCCGGUAAAUGCCCCAAUAGCUUAGGCGAGUUCAUUGCCAGUGCGCCUUUGACUCUAUUACUUAAACCAGGGGGUGGUAUUAGGCCAAUUGCGUCGGAAAAGACGACCUCUUAUUUAGGCGACUAUCAAUUUGGAGUUGGGGUGCCUGUCGGUGGGGAGAGUAUUUUACAUGCUGUAAAUAUCUUACUGGAGUUGAAAGGUCACUCGGAUAAAAUGUCAAUGCUGCUUAUUGACUUUUCCAAUGCUUUCAACAUGGUGAGCAGAUCUCAUCUCAUCAAAGAGGGGGACCACAUUGGUCCCUUGCUGUUUGCAUUGACUCUUCACCCUCUAGUGAAGAUUAUUGCUUCUCGUUGCACGCUUUAUUUACAUGAUUGGUACCUUGAUGAUGGUACCAUUAUUGGGGAUACUUUGGAGGUAGCCAAGGCCUUGAGUAUAAUAGAAGCUGAAGGACCUAGUAGGGGGUUACAUCUUAACGUUCUAAAAACCGAAGUAUUUUGGCCAUCUAUUGAUCCCAGGAGUACAUUUGAUGAUGUUUUCGCCUCUGACAUUGGUAGGCCCUCUAAUGGCGUUAAGCUUUUGGGCGGACCUGUGAGUUUGGGUUCGAACUUCAUUAGUGAUAUGAUGCUGACCAGGGUGAAUAAAACUGUUCAACUGAUGGAUGAAAUCAAAAAACUCAAGGACCCUCAGAGUGAGAUGCUAUUACUUCGUAAUUUCACUGGUGUGUCUCGUCUAUAUUUCGCAAUGCGUACUACUAAUCCAGCAGCCUUGCAAUCAACCACUGAUCUUUUUGACGACCAUCUACUUAAGUAUUUGAGACUCUUAAUCACUGGAGAUGGUGCAGGUUUUGGUCCUUUACAGCAGCGAUUGGCUACUUUUCCUAUCAAGGAUGGUGGCCUUGGAAUCUACACCAUGGCGGACACCCGUACUUACUGUUUCCUUGCCUCUCAGAAUCAGACCGCUUCAGUACAGAAGACAAUUCUGGUUAAGAAACAAAUCCCAGAGCAAUUCUCUAUGUCUGCAAGAGAUUCUAUUUUAUGGCAGUGUAACCGUAUCAAGCACGCUCAGGAUUAUUUAUUAGCUGUACCAAUCAGUGGGCUUAAUCAGUGUAUCGGGCCUAGACAGUUUCAAGCCGUGCUUUGUUAUCGCCUCGGUAUUCCACUGUUUGUUGAGAAUGGCUUAUGCACUAGUUGCAACAAAUCUAUGGACAUCUUUGGAGACCAUGCGCUUCAUUGCGCUAAAGAUGUUGGAAGUAAGUUUCGACAUGAUCUUGUCCGUGAUAUUGUUGUUGAUAUUUGUUACAAGGCUAGUGUACCUGCCCGCAAGGAAGUCUCUUUUGGUAUUCUUUCUGAUGAGGAUAAAGACUUGAGGCCUGCCGAUAUUCUUGCUCUCAACUGGGAAAACGGGCAAGAUGUUUGUAUGGAUGUCACUGGUGUCUCGCCCUUUACUGGUGAUGGUGUACGUUCUUUUGUCCCAAGGAAAGCUAUUUCUAAGGCGGUUUCAAGAAAGCGUGCUAAAUAUUUAGACAAGUGCACUUCACUUGGUUAUGGUCUGGGGGUCCUGGCUUUCUCUACUUUGGGGGAACUUGGUGAAGAUACUUUAUGUUUUUUUAAGCAUCUGAAGAACUGUCUUGUUAAUAAUGACGCUAGUAGCGGUUUUGGUAGUUUUAUAUUUCAUAGAUUAGGAAUUGUUAUUCAGAGGGGGUUGGUGCCCAGCUUGUUGCUAGGUAGCCAACCAAUAGCUUUGUAUGAUUUUAUAUUUUGA
Molecule: messenger RNA, 2076 nt
Organism: Papaver somniferum (opium poppy)
Lineage: Eukaryota; Viridiplantae; Streptophyta; Magnoliopsida; Ranunculales; Papaveraceae
Exons: 5
Coding region: 1-2076 (691 amino acids)
Source: RefSeq, a predicted model, not a curated record